Molecule: messenger RNA, 438 nt
Organism: Entrophospora sp. SA101
Lineage: Eukaryota; Fungi; Glomeromycota; Glomeromycetes; Entrophosporales; Entrophosporaceae
Source: the annotation of a GenBank genome assembly
AUGAAACGAGUACCUGGAUGGUGUGAUAGAAUUUUGUAUUUUUGGCACCAAGAAAAAAUAAUAGGCGGAGGAAUAGAGAAUGAAGGAGGAGGAGAAGCUGGAAGAUUAGCGUUUAAAGAAGGAAGUAACCAUUUGUCCAAGAAGAAUGAGAAUGAGAAUAGUAAUAGUAAUAAGGAAGAACCUAUUAUUAAACUAGAAUAUUAUAAUUCUAAUAGAAAUUAUACAUUUUCAGAUCACAAGCCAAUAAUAGCAUUAUUUACUAUAAAAACAAUAUUAUCACCACCAGAGAAAAAGCAGCAGAUUAGAAGAACGUCUUCAUCACCAUAUGAAUUUGAUUCUUGGAAAAUUUUUAAAUCUAAUUUUGGUAAAAUAUCUGCUAAAAUUGUUGUAUUAAAACUUGCAAAGGCCAUAAAAAAUGUCAAUCAGAUACACAUUUAG